Aphidius gifuensis is the source of this 2572-nucleotide messenger RNA. Its product is annotated as CD9 antigen-like. The transcript is spliced from 4 exons. Gene Ontology annotation, cellular component: membrane. The record is from RefSeq and is a predicted model, not a curated record. Bases 423 to 1253 code for a protein of 276 amino acids. Lineage: Eukaryota; Metazoa; Arthropoda; Insecta; Hymenoptera; Braconidae.
AGAAUAGAUAUCCGGAUGUGACAUGUUACUUUUUCCAGCUGUGGGGGAUUCCCCUUCCACAGUUCCCAUAAAAGAAUUUGUUUAGUAUCGACUAUCGAGUUAACUAACUAUGGAAGGGAUACUUCUCCUGUAAGACGCAGGCAGACGCAAGUAUUAUAUUAUCAUUCGUCAGUCGUAUUCUAUGUACAUAUUAGUUGACGUUAUCGCUUGUUAGUAAAUGAAAAUUAUACUAAAUAUAUAUAAUAGAUAUACCUUAAGUGAUGAUAUUGAUUACAUCACACGCAUUUAAGUUAUGCUCAUAAACUUUAGUUCCCGAAAGAUAAUUACUAGUAGUAAAUUCAUUUUAAAUCAUCAUAAAAAAAAUCAGUUAAAAAAAAUAACUUGAUCUUUGACAGCAACGUAAACAAAGCAACCUUGCUGAAAUGGUGUUGUCACGAUGUUAUGGAGUUAUUAAGUAUACUAUAGUGUUUGUUAAUUUAAUUUUUUGGGCGUUGGGGCUCAUUGCAGUAAUCCUUGGAGUAUGGAUGAUCUCCGACCCUACAUCCGUUGUCUCCGGAGCCCACGAGCUUCAAAACUUUCAAGCAGGAAUCUACAUCAUGAUAGCAACUGGCGCUUUAUUAGUUAUCGUCUCAUUUCUAGCGAUAUGCGGUGUUUUUCGUGAAUCACAGUCAUUACUUGUCAUAAGCUCAUCUUGUCUUUUAGUUAUCGUCGUUAUUUUAUUAUCAGCCGGGGCUUGGUUGUACACAAAUCGUCAUCGCAUGGACCCACUCAUUAAGAGUGUCUAUACCAAAACAGUCAAAGAUGAAUAUGGAGUAAUUGAUCACCGUACUGAAACUGUCGAUGCAAUUCAAUCGGGAUUUGAAUGUUGUGGUGCAAAUGGUCCAAGUGAUUGGGCUUCAAGUAUAUAUGGGAAGAAAGAUCCAAGUGAACCGAUUAGAUUCACUGUUUCAGCAAGUCCUGAUACUUACUAUAUUCCACCAUCUUGCUGUAAGCGAAAUGAUCAUGCUGAGGCACUCGACUUUUUACGGGAAUCUGAUGCUUGCAAUAAAGUACAUAAACUGAUCGUUGGUGGUGUCAUACCUAACACUAUUUAUAAUAAGGGCUGUACAGAGGAACUUAUUGCUGUUGUCAAUAGUCAAGGAUACAUUUUUUUUGAAGUUAUAAUUGGCCUCGGUUUUAUUGAACUUAUUGGCCUUUUUUUGUCUAUAAUUCUAUGCUGUAGUUUAGGCUCUUCAGAAAGAUACAAAGCCUAAGUUAUUUUUUCAAAAACAUUUUUCAAGCAAAUAUGUUUGUUCACAAUGCCAAUUUGGUGAUCGUUGAUCAUCCGAUUCUUUUUAUUUUAUUAUUUACACAGCCCAUAAAAUUAUGAUAGUUCUCUACUUGACAAAGGUUCUAGAUUAUAAAAUCAAUCCUUCUGUUGAUUCAAGACAUAUUCAGGACAAUUAACUUUGUUCUAACGAUUUAUAGUGAAGAGUUUUGUAGUUUAGAUUUGUGAACAAUUUUUCAUAACUCCAUCAGUUCAUUUUUAAUCUAAGUAUCAUAGUUCUUUAUCUGAAUUUGACGAUCAAAAAUUCAGUAUAUUAAGGUAUCCCUAGUGAAAAUGAUUUCUCCGAUUUUUGAGAAAUUUGGAGAAAUAUCGGAGAAAAACUUUCGCCAGGAAUUACUUUUGCGGAGAGAUUUUUCUUACGGUUUCCUAAAAAUUUUACUACUAAAACUUAAAAUAAUUACGCAUCGAUUAAUAUAAUUUGAAAAAUUUUGUCCCAUCUAGUAUUUUAGUGACUUAACUCUAAAUGAUAAAUUUUUCAACCCAUCGUAAGCGGAGAAUCAUUAUUUUUUUUGCACUACAUUCAUAAUAAAAAAAAACUGUUUCUACUAUUUUCGUGAAAAACUGAUAAUUAUUUAUUGAAAUCAUUUAGAAAAUUUCAAUUUUUUUAUACAUACCGAUCCGAAGAUAUUUAUAUGCAAACAUUAAUUAAUUUUCUAUUUUUAAUCGUUAGCAAACAAACUGUAAACAUUAAAUUUUUUAACCCAUCUAUAUAGCAACUUUAUGGUGAUUGGUUAAAAUCAGUACAGUCUUCUAGAAAAUUAUUUAUUUUAUUGAACGAACUUAUUAUUCGUUUUGCUCUACCCAUUAACUAUAAAUUUUUUGUUUCACCGGCCGCAGAACUAAUACCUUGAGUAUAUUUUCACCAAAGAUUUUAUAAUUGUUUUUAAAUCCUAUCGUGUACAAUUUUAUAUUUGAAUUAAAACUUGAGAUAUAGACUUUGAUGGUAUAAAUUUAUUGUCUACUAACUAAACCAAAUGAUUUUAAACAAAUUCACAUCUGUUGGAGUUUGUUUCUUCGAGGAAAUAAUCUUCUUGUCCACGAAAACAGACAAUGGGUGGAUUUGGAAGCAUAGAAUUUUUUUCUCGCUUUGUUUUUCCAGUUUCACACUAUCGACAAAUGACCAGAAAUAGUGGGAACAACCUAAAUGAUGAAUCUAUAUAAUUUUCUAUAAACUUUUAUUAAAUUAAAAUAAUUUAUAUUUGCCUAUACUCACCAUGAGCAAUAAAAAUAUAUUAAUAAUUAUAA